AUGGAGCUGGGUGGUUUCCCAAAUGUCAGCGCCAAUGCCACCUUUGAAGGACCCGGGGACAGCGGCGGCAUCUUUAUCACUUUCUUCCUGGGGUGCGUCCUGGCCUUGAUGUGUCUGGUGGGCACCAUCGGCAACAUCUACACACUGGUGGUCAUAAACUCUUCCAUGAAGCUCGGAGGCUCCAUGUACAUCUAUAUUGUCAACCUGGCCCUGGCCGAUCUCCUGUAUCUGUCCACCAUCCCCUUCGUGGUGUGCACGUAUUUCGCCAGGGAUUGGUACUUCGGGGACAUCGGCUGUAGGACCCUGUUCAGCCUCGACUUCCUUACCAUGCACGCCAGCAUCUUCAUCCUCACCGUCAUGAGCACCGAGAGGUAUCUGGCCGUGGUGAAGCCCUUGGACACCAUCGGCCGCUCGAGGAACUACAGAAGGAUGGUCACCGGCGUCGUGUGGCUGCUGUCCUUCCUGCUGGCCCUGCCUACCAUGAUCCUCAUCGACCUGCGCACAAGCCAUCGAGAUGGGGUGACCAAGCACAUGUGCCACCCAACCUGGCAGCUGGGGGCCUAUAAGGUCUACCUCACCAUCCUCUUUCACACCUGCAUCCUGGCCCCCGGACUGGCCAUCUGCUACCUGUAUGGCAGGCUGGCCAGGACCUACUGGCAAUCCCAGACAACCGUUGUCUUUUCUGCGGAGAGAACCAAGAGGUGCCCCCGGGAAAAGGUCCUUUACAUGAUCUUCAGCAUCGUCCUCACCUACUGGAUUUGCUUCAUCCCCUUUUGGCUUUGGCAGCUGCUGAGCAUCUACGACCAGCAGCCCGGGAGUCGCGCCGGCAAUACUGGGGUCUAUAUCAACUUCCUUGUCACUUGCCUGGCCUACGGAAACAGCUGCAUCAACCCCUUCCUCUAUACUCUGCUAUCUAACAACUACAAGGAAUAUCUCCAGAGCCACCAGAAGGGCGAUCUGUGUUUGUCCAAGCUCAGGAGCAAGAGGUCUCCGCUGUCUGGGAGCCUCGGGCAAACGGAGAGCAUGGCCAUUGUCCAGAUCCAGGGAGCGCUCUGCCAGGCCAGCUCUGUCUGA
Messenger RNA from Gracilinanus agilis (Agile Gracile Mouse Opossum), 1074 nucleotides. RefSeq names its product urotensin-2 receptor-like. Gene Ontology annotation, molecular function: urotensin II receptor activity. Lineage: Eukaryota; Metazoa; Chordata; Mammalia; Didelphimorphia; Didelphidae. The record is from RefSeq and is a predicted model, not a curated record. Gene Ontology annotation, biological process: neuropeptide signaling pathway; regulation of blood pressure; blood vessel diameter maintenance. Bases 1 to 1074 code for a protein of 357 amino acids. Gene Ontology annotation, cellular component: membrane. The transcript has a single exon.